Molecule: messenger RNA, 1550 nt
Organism: Vitrella brassicaformis
Lineage: Eukaryota; Vitrellaceae
Source: the annotation of a GenBank genome assembly
CUGAGCUGCGGUUUUGAUGAUGGUCUGGCGCCUCCUUCUGGCCUUCGGCGGACUGCUGUGUGGGGCACAGGUUGCUCCGGCCGACAGGCAGCAGCUCCGUUUGCGAGAAGACUCCGUGGGGCAUGGUGUGCGUGAGGCAUCUGCCAAGCUUAAGGUCAGCACCAAAUCAAUGAUCCUUCGGGCAAUCCAGACGGCUCGGGAGAGCGGCAGGAGGGAGUUAGAUAGCGCGUUUGUCGAGGCGGGCCUGACCAAGGUGGAGUUCGACGUCAGCGACACCCUCAGUACGCUGACACAGACUCUCUGGGCGGCAGAGGUGACCCCUCAGCAUUACACACGCCGCACUGAUCAUGAAUAAUGCUCUCUGAAAAUGCUUGUUCGUGCCAGGGAGCGCCAGACCUACCCAGGCUGCUCUUUCCACCAGGUAUAAUAUGACUCUGCGACACCAAGUGGCAUGUCUGUGGUGGAUGUGACUGCAGCUGGCGAGCAGGAGGGGGACGAAUGUGAAGUGAUUGAUGUGGAACCCCCCGAAGUGAUUCCUGCCGACGGCGUGCGGACAAUCACCAUCGAAAACCUGGUGAGCAACGUACAGGGCGAAUUCGGGUCACUCCUAGUUGGGCGUCUGCGUGCCUUUUGUCUGGUUUGUGCAGUCGCAGCUACAGGACGCUGGGGCCAUUGUGGUCGCCACAAACAGUCUAACAGGCGACGCUGAUAUCUCUGUCGCCAUCGACGGGUAAGAAGGAAGAGCCGAAGACAUGACGGGGCUGGCGGAAAGCGCGAGACUCAUUUCAUUGUGCGUCCGGUCAUGCGCACACGAAUGCAGCUUCUUUGUGGGCGGCAGCAGUGUUCCGAGCGAUUACGACCCAGACGUGUAUGAGGAUGUAGCCGUCGUGCCGCUAAUCGGCGAGGAGCUGUUCAUCGUCAUCUUCCCAUUCACUGAUGAAGACGCAGACGUGGUCAGCUAGUAACUAGCUACCUAGCCAACCCUCAUGCCUCUUUCCAUCUUUCUCUGUGUGUGUGUGUGGCCGUGUUCAGGAGGUGUCCGUGUGGCUGGUCGACGCGGGGUAUCCCCUGGGUGAGGUGUGCGUCAGUCCCGUAGCCACAUCGUCCGAUCUCUUCCCCGGUCCCGACGGCACCUUCCCACCGCCCGUCACCGCUCCAGGCCCUGGACCUCCACCACCUGCAGAUGACUACGAAGAGCCCGACCGUGUAGAUGAUGACGAUGAUUUUGAUGACCGUUUCGGAUGAGAUGCCGGCUAGAUUUCGACACCGCAGACAGUGUGUUUGCAUUUCUGUGGUCCUGAAGUAUCAUUGGUGGGCAAAUAGCCCGUCAUGAUGUGCAUGCUUAAUAAGGCAGGCCGAUUGCUGACGUGAGUCGUGUCAUUGCGCUUGGUCAAGGACAGAUGGAGAGGAUAAAUGAAGGGAGUGUUGAUGAAGGAAAAGAAAUACACUAUGCUCCGCCGUGCUGCUCUUCCUUUUAAAGAAUCGCCCCCAGCUUCACACGUGCACAAACAUGACGAGCCAAUUACGGUCGUAUGCAGCAAAAAGAGAGA